AUGUCUGGGAUCAAACGCAAAGCCGAGCUCAUUGCAGAGGACAUCCAGGACUGUAUAGUCGUGGCCACCUCUACCCUCUACCCCGCCGGAUCCUCGACAACCAACGGAAAGACCUCGAGACCCUCCACGCGCCGCGCAGUUUCCUCGGAUGAUUUCAAGACAAAAAUUUCAGUUCAGGGAAUUCUCCUGAAGCGCCACUUCACCCGGGCAUCCCUCAAGGCGCCGGGUAUCGCCACCAAGGAGUCGACAAGGUGGUGCUUGAAGCAACCCCAAAACACCGACAAGAGCCCCCGCGAGGCACAUGAUUUCUCGCUCCUGAAUUAUGAGAAAGAGAACCUCUUCGUCCAGAAUGCUGUCAGCGACAAUAAUGACGACGGCACCGAUGACGAGGAUAGGGGUUCCGUUUCCAUGAACCCCAGCUCGGACCAUGACAACGGCACCGCGAUGGCUCUCCCCGCCUCAAGUCCCCUCAACAACGUCCCGGUAUCCGCGCAGAGCUCUAGACACCGGCCGAAGACGGACUCGACCGGACGUCUCGUGCCUAAGGUGCUGUCGUCCUAUAUGCGUUCUGACGGGAAGAUGGUGCUUCGGUUGAACAUGGACGAGGUCAAUCGGCUCAAGGCCGACGCGUUAUGGUGUUAG
This is a messenger RNA of Colletotrichum karsti, 642 nucleotides long. RefSeq lists its product as uncharacterized. The transcript has a single exon. Lineage: Eukaryota; Fungi; Ascomycota; Sordariomycetes; Glomerellales; Glomerellaceae. Bases 1 to 642 code for a protein of 213 amino acids. The record is from RefSeq and is a predicted model, not a curated record.